Messenger RNA from Suillus subalutaceus, 582 nucleotides. Its product is annotated as RNA polymerase. The transcript has 6 exons. Gene Ontology annotation, cellular component: RNA polymerase I complex; RNA polymerase II, core complex; RNA polymerase III complex. Lineage: Eukaryota; Fungi; Basidiomycota; Agaricomycetes; Boletales; Suillaceae. Bases 1 to 582 code for a protein of 193 amino acids. Gene Ontology annotation, biological process: DNA-templated transcription. The record is from RefSeq and is a predicted model, not a curated record. Gene Ontology annotation, molecular function: DNA-directed RNA polymerase activity; DNA binding.
AUGGCUGAAGACGAAACUGCGAAACUAUGGAAGGUCAAUCGGACAAUUCAUGAACUUGUAAAAGAUAGGGGGUACCAAGUCUCGGACGAUGAGAUCAACAUGGACCUGACUACGUUCAGGUCGCAUUAUGCAAACAGUGGAGGCAGCGUCGAUCGAAACCAACUCAAUUUCUUCACGAAUUCCAGAGAAAAUCCAGCAGAUCAGAUUUUCAUAUUCUUUUCAGAUGAGAAAAGCGUCGGCGUUAAAACAAUGCGGAAGCUAUUGGGUAUUCUCGAGGAGAAGUCGAUCAUGCGGGGGAUCAUCAUCUUUCCUGGCAACAUGACGCCAUCUGCACGAAAAGUAAUUGCGGCGAUGUCUCAACAAUAUCGGCUUGAGGAGUUUUCAGAAGCUGACUUGCUCGUCAAUAUCACGCAUCACACACUGGUCCCGCGGCAUGAGGUGUUGACUGAAACCCAGCUUCCUCGAAUACAGCUGGCCGACCCCGUGGCAAGAUACUAUGGACUUCGGCGAGGCCAAGUCGUUAAAAUCACUCGUCCGAGUGAAACCAGCGGUCGAUACGCCAGUUAUCGUAUAUGUUUCUAG